CGUGGUCCCUUUUUUUUUUCUUAAAUCUUAGCAUUUGUGGGGUUUUAUAAGAUGGUGAAGUUCUGAAUCUGGGUUUCAUCGCCCGAUAAUAAUAUCCCGAGUGAGAAGGAGAGUGUGAUAGGCUUUUAGAGUGAUGGAGCAGUCUCCGAAGAUUGCGUCUUUGUUCAUCUAUCCGAUCAAAUCCUGCCGCGGAAUCUCUGUUCCUCAGGCACCCGUUACUCCCACCGGAUUCCGAUGGGACCGUCACUGGCUAGUCGUGAACUACAAAGGGAGAGCAUACACUCAGAGGAUUGUGCCACAGCUUGCUCUGAUCAAACCGGAAAUGCCCCAGGAGGCGUUCUCAGAGGACUGGGAGCCUACAAACAAGUCUUUUAUGGUCAUAAGAGCUCCUGGAAUGAAUGAGCUCAAGAUCCCAUUGACAACACCGGACUCUGUGGCAGAAGGUGUCUCGAUGUGGGAGUGGUCUGGCUCUGCCUUGGACGAGGGAGAAGAAGCAGCUAAAUGGUUCUCAGAUUAUAUCGGGAAACCCAGCCGCUUGGUCCGUUUUAAGAAAGAUUCUGAACAUAGGCCUGUGGAUCCUCAGUAUGCGGCAGGAUACUCUACAACGUUUAUGGAUCUGUUUCCGUUCUUGUUUUUAUCUCAGGGUUCGUUGAAUGAAUUGAACAUGCUUCUGCCAGAGCCAGUUCCCGUGAACCGUUUCAGACCCAACAUCUUUCUGGAUGGCUGUGAGCCUUUUGGCGAAGACCUGUGGGAUGAAAUCAAAAUAAAUGACUUAGUAUUCAAAGGUGUGAGGCUAUGCAGCCGUUGCAAGGUACCAACUGUGGAUCAAGAAACUGCGGUUAUGGGCAGCGAGCCAACUGAAACACUGUUGAAGUUCAGAUCAGAUAAGGUCUUAAUGCCCGACAAAAAGCCCCGUGGAAAGGUGUUCUUUGGUAAGGAGAUGGUUUGGGAUUGGAAAGAAGGGAGCAGUGAUGGUAAAGGGAAGUUGAUCAAAGUUGGUGACCCCGUUCUUGUUGCCAAGAAGAUGACCUCGAGGAAUGAAGCAGCCAUCUGAAGAAAUAUAUUAUGCUUAUAUUAUGAUCUAAAACCUGAAUAAGUCAGUUGAGAUAUAUAAUAUGAUGCGUGUUAUGUGAAUGGAUAUAUAUAUAUAUAUAUAUAUCAGUGUUUGAUGUAACUUUCCUAUCUUGUUUGGGUCGGAUGUCAGAUUGUUUCA
Messenger RNA from Tarenaya hassleriana, 1213 nucleotides. Its product is annotated as mitochondrial amidoxime reducing component 2. Gene Ontology annotation, molecular function: molybdenum ion binding; catalytic activity; pyridoxal phosphate binding. The transcript is spliced from 8 exons. The record is from RefSeq and is a predicted model, not a curated record. Bases 134 to 1054 code for a protein of 306 amino acids. NCBI's taxonomy places the organism in Eukaryota, Viridiplantae, Streptophyta, Magnoliopsida, Brassicales, Cleomaceae.